This is a messenger RNA of Lacerta agilis (Sand lizard), 1750 nucleotides long. RefSeq names its product septin 8 (gene SEPTIN8). The record is from RefSeq and is a predicted model, not a curated record. The transcript is spliced from 10 exons. Lineage: Eukaryota; Metazoa; Chordata; Lepidosauria; Squamata; Lacertidae. Gene Ontology annotation, biological process: cytoskeleton-dependent cytokinesis. Gene Ontology annotation, cellular component: septin complex; cell division site; microtubule cytoskeleton. Bases 296 to 1630 code for a protein of 444 amino acids. Gene Ontology annotation, molecular function: molecular adaptor activity; GTPase activity; GTP binding.
CCCUUCCUACUCGCGGGGCGUUCUCCUGCCGGACGGGCUGGGCGUCGAGGCUCCGUGGGACGAGCGGGCUCCCCGGUUCCGCCAGCUCCUCGCCGCACCGCGGCGCCCCGGGCGAGGGCGGCGUCCCGCGUUCUCCCCAGCCGGAGAAGGGGGAGUUUCCAGGAAGUGGCCAUAUUGGAUUCAUUCAGUUGCCUCAGCCCAGGGCGGAGGAGAGGAGCAGGUUCCCGGCGAGACGGCUUACUAGAUCCCCAGGAGGAGGAACCCCUUCGCCCUUCGGCCCCUGGAUCUCCCUGCCAUGGCUGCGACGGAUCUGGAGCGCUUCUCUAAUGAAGAGAAACGGAAUCUCGCUCUGGGAGGCCAUGUUGGGUUUGACAGUCUUCCUGAUCAGCUCGUCAGCAAAUCUGUAGCGCAAGGCUUCAGCUUCAACAUCCUCUGUGUGGGUGAAACUGGCAUUGGGAAGUCAACAUUGAUGAACACUCUCUUCAAUACUACAUUUGAGACUGAAGAAGCCAGUCACUAUGAGCAUGCUGUUCGCUUGCGGCCACGGACUUACGACUUGCAGGAAAGCAACGUCCACCUGAAAUUAACCAUUGUAGAUGCUGUGGGGUUUGGGGAUCAGAUAAAUAAAGAUGAAAGUUACAGGCCGAUAGUAGAUUACAUUGACACGCAGUUUGAAAACUACUUACAAGAAGAGCUCAAAAUCCGGCGUUCCCUCUUUAAUUAUCAUGAUACAAGAAUCCAUGUCUGCCUUUAUUUCAUCACUCCAACUGGUCACUCGCUGAAGUCCUUGGAUCUGGUAACCAUGAAAAAGCUGGAUAGUAAGGUGAACAUUAUCCCUAUAAUUGCCAAAGCUGACACCAUUUCCAAGAGUGAGUUGCACAAGUUUAAGAUUAAGAUCAUGAGUGAACUGGUUAGUAAUGGAGUCCAGAUCUAUCAGUUCCCCACGGAUGAUGAUGCUGUGGCUGAGAUUAACUCUGUGAUGAAUGCUCAUCUGCCGUUUGCUGUUGUAGGAAGCACAGAAGAGGUAAAGGUUGGAAAUAAAAUGGUGAGGGCUCGACAAUAUCCUUGGGGUGUGGUACAAGUUGAGAAUGAAAGCCACUGUGACUUUGUGAAGCUGCGAGAGAUGCUGAUUCGUGUCAACAUGGAAGAUCUGCGGGAGCAAACUCAUACUCGCCACUACGAGCUUUACAGGCGGUGUAAGCUAGAAGAAAUGGGCUUCAAAGAUACUGAUCCUGACAGCCAGCCAUUCAGCCUUCAAGAAACCUAUGAGACCAAGAGAAAAGAAUUCCUCUGUGAGUUGCAGAAGAAAGAGGAAGAAAUGAGGCAAAUGUUUGUGAACAAGGUCAAGGAAACAGAGUUGGAACUGAAAGAAAAGGAGAGAGAACUGCAUGAGAAGUUUGAACAUCUAAAAAGAAUGCAUCAGGAAGAGAAGAGGAAAGUGGAGGAGAAGAGAAGAGAGCUGGAGGAGGAGAUGAACGCCUUCAACAGGAGGAAAGUGGCAGUUGAAACCCUGCAGUGUCAGUCUCUGCAAGCCACUUCACAGCAGCCACUGAAGAAGGACAAAGACAAGAAAAACUUCUUUAGUCUUCCCAGUUCGCGCUCCAUAACAUCAGGAAGAUAUGUAAAUUAGAAGAUUUAUUAAGGCCAAAACACCUCAUGCAGAAGAAAUUUAAUUGGUGCUUCUACUUUUUUUAUGCUUGCAAUGUAUUGCACAGAAGAGAUUCCAAAGUGAGAAGUGAUUUGGACAACA